GUAUAGCCCCCAAGAGUCUUUUCACCACCAAAGUUACAUUUUGAGUCUGUUCAUAGGCAAGGCAUGGCUUCAUCUAUCACUCUGAUCGCAGUCUUUUCAAUUGCCCUGUUUGCAUGCAUCACGGAAGCAAGGAAGAAUCCUACGGACUUUUUGCAAUCUGCUGUCAUUAACGAGCAUACUGAGGACAAUCACCAUGCAGAGUCGUCCCUUUCCAAUCAGAAGAAGACAAGUAAUGGUAACACAUUGAAGGAUUUCGAGUCGAAACCCGGCUCCUUUCUCUGGGGGUAUCAAGGCAACGACGCUGAGUCUAAGUCUAAGGAGGAGAAGCCUCUUAUGAAAGGCUUUGAGUCAAAGCCCGGCUCCUUUCUUUGGGGGUAUCAGGGCAACGACGCUGAAUCUAAGUCUAAGGAGGAGAAGCCUCUUAUGAAAGGCUUUGAGUCGAAGCCCGGCUCCUUUCUCUGGGGAUAUCAAGGCAACGACGUUGAGUCUAAGUCUAAGGAGGAGAAGCCUCUUAUGAAAGACUUUGAGUCAAAGCCCGGCUCCUUUCUCUAGGGGUAUCAAGGUCCUCUUAUGAAAGACUUUGAGUCGAAACCUGGCUCCUUUCUCUGGGGGUAUUAAGGAAACGACGCUGAGUCUAAGUCUAAGGAGGAGAAGCCUCUUAUGAAAGACUUUGAGUCGAAGCCCGGCUCCUUUCUCUGGGGGUAUCAAGGCCCUCUUAUGAAAGACUUUGAGUCAAAGCCCGGCUCCUUUCUCUGGGGGUAUCAAGGCAAUGACGCUGAGUCUAAGUCUAAGGAGGAGAAGCCACUUAUGAAAGACUUUGAGUCGAAGCCCGGCUCCUUUCUCUGGGGGUAUCAAGGCAACCACGCUGAGUAUAAGGAGGAGAAACCACUCGUGAAAGAUAAUUAAUGUCCAGGGAAGCCGCAACUUUACCUCUGAAUGAGCUACGGACAUAUAUGUCUUCUGGCUGGUCUGAUUUUCUCCAUUUUCUUUAUUGGCAUGAAAAUGUGUGAUAUGUAAUAAAUGCAGUUCUUCUUUCAACCAAGCGUUCCGUAUAAUUAAUUAAA
Messenger RNA from Coffea arabica (coffee), 1064 nucleotides. RefSeq lists its product as uncharacterized. The record is from RefSeq and is a predicted model, not a curated record. Lineage: Eukaryota; Viridiplantae; Streptophyta; Magnoliopsida; Gentianales; Rubiaceae.